This is a messenger RNA of Pelobates cultripes (western spadefoot toad), 604 nucleotides long. NCBI's taxonomy places the organism in Eukaryota, Metazoa, Chordata, Amphibia, Anura, Pelobatidae. The record is from the annotation of a GenBank genome assembly.
AGCAUUAUACCCGGCAAUUGGAGCAAAAACGCGGCAAUCGGAGCAAUAAACAGGCAAAUCAGAGAGAUAAGCACGCAAAUCAGAGCGAUAAACCGGGCAAUCGGAGCGAUAAACAUGCAAAUCAGAACAUUAAACCCGGCAAUCGGGGCAAUAAAUCCGGCAAUCGGAGAAUUAAACCUGGCAAUCGGAGCAAUAAACCCAACAAUCGGAGAAUUAAACCCAGCAAUCGGAGCGAUAAACCUGGCAAUUGGAGCGAUAAACGCGGCAAUGGGAGCAUUAAACCCAGCAAUGGGAGCGGUAAACAUGCAAAUCAGAGCAUUAAACCCGGCAAUUGGGGCAAUAAAUCCAGCAAUCGGAGAAUUAAACCUGGCAAUCGGAGCAAUAACCCCAACAAUCGGAGAAUUAAACCUAGCAAUCGGAGCAAUAACCCCAACAAUCAGAGAAUUAAACCCAGCAAUCGGAGCGAUAAACCUGGCAAUUGGGGAAAUAAAUACGGCAAUCGGAGAAUUAAACCCAGCAAUCGGAGCGAUAAACCCGGCAAUCGGAGCGAUAAACCUGGUAAUCGGAGCAAUAAACACGACAGUUUAAUUUUUUUUUUCAUUCA